AGCCGGAGUUGUCCGUCGAGAGGAAAAGCGGCGCGGAAAAAGAAGUCCGAAGCUCCCACUACCAGCCAACCAACCAACCGCCCUCGCUUCACCAUGGGCGCCAAGGCGGAGCUCACCGACAACAAGCGGCUCAGCUGCAAAAUCUGACAUUAUAAUCUCCAGCGGUCCAAAGUUUUUUUUGUAUAGCUUUUUUUUUUUAAAGCAUGUUUGAUGCAUUUGUGUGGAGAACGCUCACACACCCACACACACAUGCACUGACUGACUGACAAAACUCAAACUUUGUCAGCAGCAGGCUCGAUGGUGUUAAAAAAGUUGGGAUGUCUUCUAUUAGGAGUUGAAACUUUUAAGGUUCAGCCGAUUUCUGUGAAACAUUAGAGUUACCUCACUUACUGCAGUAAACUUGCAUCGGAAAUAUAAAACAAGUUAAAAAAAAAUAUUUUAAAAUAAGCAAGUUGGAAGUUAAUGAUCAACCAGGAGUUAAAGGAGGGAGUUAAAUUCAAAGGGAUUAAUUAUCACUGUCUGGAAUUCCCUGGCUUCGGAUCAGUGGAAUUAAAGGAACAAAAAUUGCCGCGGAUUGGAAAGAAAACGCGUCAAUUUCUACCUCUUUCCCCCCUGGGUGUGGGGUUGAAAGCGGCCGAGAGGCUGGAGGAGUGUCGGGCAGACCAUCAGGACUUUGGAGAGAGACCCGAGCCCUGACCGGGGAGCUGGCAAUGAUUAAUUCUGGAAAAGCGGCAAGAGAUUAAACCCAACCCGAUCCUUCUCACCAUCGUAAAAGAAAUCGCCAGGCGGCGGAUCAGAGCUCGCGUUUAUUCAUUUCAGGUUUUAAAACAUUUCAUCCGGGGGGGAGGAAAUCGGCAACUGAAAGAGUUGAUACCAAAGCACAAGCAAUUGCAAAAGAGCGAUCUGACUGCACUGAUCGAGAAUAUCAACAGAUGAUGGGAGUCGCGAGUUGUGAGCUGAUCGAUAAUCGCGUUAACACGGUGUUAGUUGUGGACGAUGAUUGCCCAGAGAUAAUCGAUAAAUCAGGGGCUGGAACCCCGGGCCCGGGGGAGCUGAUCGCUAAUUCGAGCAGGAAGAGGACACCAGACUCCGAGGCUACCGGCCAUAAACUAAUUGUAAGAUCAACGACGUCGGUAAUCAAUCAUUCGAAGGAUCGAUGCCAAAACAUAUUCGUGCAAGGUCCGGUUGGGACCUUUCACCUACGAGGGAUCGAUGAGCGGCGGUCGGAUUCAGUCCGUACUCGGGGUAUGGGAAUUGCCAAAGAAAACGGGAGUACGGACAGUGCAAUCAAUAACCAAAGGGAAAUAAAGCAAGGGCCUUGUUUGAGAGAAGUAAUCAAUAACCAGGUGAUUGGGAUCCCAAGUGACGGUGGGAUGGAUGCACCGAUCAUGGAACCGAAAUCGGGAAAAUUCAAAAAGACACUCGGAUUUGCCUGUGCAGGAAGAAACUUUAAUAUGUUUGGAUGUUUUGGGGGAUUGUGGACAUUUGUGCUGUUUCAUAUCCACGUGCUACAGACCCUUGCGCAAGAGGAUGUUCCACCAUAUUUUAAGACUGAACCAGGGCCACCACAAGUUCACCUGGAGGGAAAUCGUCUGGUCUUAACUUGCCUAGCAGAGGGAAGUUGGCCCCUUGAGUUUAAGUGGUUCCGAAAUGAUACAGCGAUCACAGCAUUUUCAAGGGAAUACAGAUAUGUAAUCCCAUCGCUUCAGCGUUCGGACACUGGGUUUUACCAGUGUGUGGUCAGGAACAGACGUGGAGCACUUUUGCAGAGGAAGACACAAGUACAUGUAGCAUACUUGGGGAACUUUGAAGGAGGUGAUCAGAGUAUUACAAUAUCACAGGGUCAGGCUGCAGUACUAAAAUCUCCGAACCUCAGCAGUUACCCACAACCACAGAUGACAUGGUUUUGCGAUGGCCAGAAGAUUAUCCCCAGCAACAGAAUUGCAAUAACACUUGACAAUCAUCUGGUACUGCUUUCGGUGGCUGGAGCAGACGCAGGAAGAUAUUAUGUACAAGCAGUCAAUGAAAAGAAUGGGGAAAACAAGACAAGUGCAUUUAUCUUCCUGGCAAUUUUAAACACUGCAGAUCGAGCUGACCCUGUGGCACCAAGAAUUGUCGUCGCUCCAAAAAACACCAGUAUUGUGGCUGGCACCAGUGAGGUGACUCUGGAAUGUGUUGCGAAUGCAAGGCCUGUGGAUAGACUGAGUAUUACCUGGAAACGAAAUGGUGUGAAACUGAAAAGUGGAAUCAGUGUUUUCGGAAGGCGAUUGAUGAUCUUAAAUCCAACAUCAGCCGACAUUGGAAAGUAUGAGUGUGUGGCCACGCUACAGAGCAGCAGUGUUCUUCCAGUUCAUGAACAUGCCUACAUAUCCAUUAUAGAACCGCCAUAUUUUACUGAAGAGCCCAACAGGAGGAUUCUGGGUGAAGUAGAAAAAACUGUUGAUAUCCCGUGCAGAGCUAUGGGUAUACCCGUACCCAGUCUGCAGUGGUACAAGGACUCAGUCCCAGUAAUCAUGUUGAACAACAGCAGAUAUAAGGUGAUGGUGAGUGGGACCUUGCAGAUUCAGGGGCUGGUCCCUGAAGAUUCUGGAAUAUUCCAGUGCUUUGCUGGGAAUGAAGCCAGAGAUAUUCAAUCAGCCUCCUAUCUGACUGUUACCAACAUUGCACCUUUCUUCAUCAGAGCCCCAUCAGACACUGCAGUAACAGAUGGGGCAGUGGCGGUUUUACACUGUGAAGCUUCGGGAGCACCAAAGCCUGGCAUUACAUGGGCGAAAGGUGAUAAAGUUUUAGCAAGUGGUUCAGUACAAAUUCCACGGUUUGUACUUCAGGAAUCGGGUGGAUUGCUGAUAAAACCAGCCCAUGUUGAAGAUGCAGCCACCUUUACCUGCUUUGCAACAAAUUCCAUGGGAGCAGUAAAUGCAUCAGCCUAUCUCACAGUGUGGACACGUACCUUCAUUUCCGUUUCCCCCGAGGACCGCAGCGUAAUCAAAGGAACAACCGCCGUGCUGACCUGUGGCGCAACCCAUGACCCCAGAGUCACAAUCCGAUUUGUCUGGAAAAAGGAUGGAAAGGUUAUCGAUGCAAGUGCUGUACCCAGAAUUACUACUGGGAAAAAUGGCUCGCUUCAUAUUAGCCAAACCUGGUCAGGUGAUAUUGGAGACUACACCUGUGAGGUUUUGUCCGCUGGAGGGAAUGACUUCAGAAGUGCCCGCCUGGAAGUCAUUGAACUUCCUCAUCCACCCAGGAACCUGCAAGCGACGCUGAAUGCUACAACAAGCCGGGCGGUAGAUUUAUCCUGGACUCGGCCUUUUGAUGGAAAUAGCCGCAUCCUGCACUACAUUGUGGAGUUGUCCGAGAACAAUUCUCCAUGGAAGAUACAGUUAUCUAAUAUUAGUCCUGAAGUGGUGCACAUUACUGUCAAUGGAUUAACAUCAGCUCGCUCAUACCAGUUCCGAAUGUGUGCAGUGAAUCAACUGGGGAAAGGACAGUACAGCAUCGAAACCAACAGGCUACUGUUACCAGAAGAAGCGCCUAGUGCCCCUCCGCAGAAUAUUAUGGCUAGCGGUCGAACAAAUCAAUCCAUAAUGGUGCAGUGGCAACCUCCUCCGGAGCAAGCAAUCAAUGGGGUCCUCAAAGGUUACAUUCUCAGAUAUCGACUUGCGGGUCUUCCAGGAGGAUACCAGUUUACCAACAUCACAAACCCUGAAGUGACUUACUGCUUAAUUAAAGACCUCAUCAUUUGGACCCAAUAUGAAAUUCAAGUUGCAGCAUACAACAGUGCUGGUCUUGGUGUACGCAGCAGGGCGGUAACAGAGUACACCUUGCAGGGAGUCCCAACAGCGAUGCCACAGAACGUAGAGGUGGAAGCUGUGAACUCUACCGCAUUGAGGUUUACGUGGGAUCCUCCUCCACAGCAGUUCAUAAACGGCAUCAACCAAGGCUACAAGCUCCUUACUUGGAUUGUGGACCCACCAAAUACCGUAAAAUCGAUGACAAUCGCUCCUGAUUUCCAUGGAACACGACAUGAAGCCUUGCUUACAGGGCUCAAGAAGUUCACAAAAUACUACACAUCCGUACUGUGUUUUACAACACCAGGAAAUGGUCCCAAGAGCCCACCUAAGAUGAUUCAGACCCACGAAGAUAGGCCAGGACCUGUUGGGCACUUGAGGUUUACUGAAAUCCUUGAUACCUCUUUGAAAGUCAGCUGGCAAGAACCACAGGAGAAAAAUGGGAUCCUCACAGGUUACGAGGUUUCUUGGGGAGUGUUUAACAGAAAUGAUAGUCGCUUGAGCCGCAAGUUGUCAAGCACAACGCUGGAAUACAAGAUAACGGGGCUGACCUCCCUUACCAUCUACACCAUUGAGGUAGCAGCCAUGACAGCAGCCGGAAGUGGGGCAAUGAUGAUAUCCACCAUCUCAUCUGGUGUGCCUCCAGAGCUCCCGGGUGCACCAUCUAAUCUUGUGAUCUCAAAUAUCAGUCCUCGAUCGGUCACGUUGCAGUUUCAGCCAGGAUUUGAUGGGAAAACGUCCAUCUCAAAAUGGAUAGUGGAAGGACAGAUUGAAAUGACAGGAGAGGAUGAAGAGUGGGUUUUACUCUAUGAAGUGGCGAAUGAACCAAAUGUCCAAGUAUUGGACGUCCCAAAUCUGAUUCCUUACACAUACUACAGGUUUCGAAUAAAGCAGAUUAACAUUGUGGGCUCCAGUCCUGUAAGUUGGCCUUCCCGUGUGAUACAGACUCUGCAAGCUCCACCUGAUGUAGCACCAGCUAGCAUCACAGUGCGAACAGCAAGUGAGACAAGCGUAUGGGUCCGUUGGGUGCCUCUUCCAGAGACCGAGUACAAUGGUAACCCAGACUCAGUUGGAUAUAGAAUGAAGUAUUGGCGAGUGGAUGGUCAGGGCAUGCCUGCAACACAGAUCGUUAAUGAUCGUCUAGAGAGGGAAAUUACCAUUGAGAACCUGGAGGAAUGGACUGACUAUCUGUUUCACAUCCAGGCUUUCAAUGCCAUUGGAUCCGGACCUUGGAGCAGUCAAGUCCAAGGAUGCACAAGAGAAUCAGUCCCAUCAGCUGCUCCAGGGAAUGUCACAGCAGAGGCCGUGAGUCCCACGCAGAUACUGGUCAUGUGGGGACCAGUUCCAGAAUCUGAUCAAAAUGGACUUAUCCUCGGGUAUAAGAUACUGUACCGAGAGAAAGAUUCUGAAUCAGGCACUCAAACGCGUCUGAUUAAAGGAAACUUUACCCACUCUGUUGUCUUGAACGGCCUGAGGAAGUACAAUCAAUACGAGAUUCAAGUGUUGGCGUUUACCAGGAUUGGAGAUGGAGUCCCAUGUUUGCCGGUUCUACUGGAAAGGACAAAAGAUGAUGUUCCAGGUCCUCCCAUUAAGCUGAUCUUCCCGGAGGUCCAGAUGACUUCAGUGAGAGUAGUCUGGCAAACACCUGAGAACCCCAAUGGCAUUAUUCUAGGUUACAGAAUAGCUUACUGUCUGGCUACCACUGAGUCAAACAAAUUCAUCACCAUAGAAGUCAGUUCCAAUGCCCGACAAUACUCGGCAACAAACCUGAUACCAGAAUCGCCAUACGUGUUCCGUGUAUCUGCAAGGACUCGUCGGGGCUGGGGAGACUCAGUCGAGGCGAUGGUGAUCACCACACAAACCAGAGAUCGGCCACAGCCCAUUUCCAACCUGACUGUACCGCAGUCUGAGAUUGGUGGUCGCAGCUUGCUAUUGCAUUGGACACCAGGCAACGAUCGUUCAUCACCAGUCCGCUAUUUCACAGUGCAAACAAAAGAACUCCCUGGCUUGGAAUGGCAGACACACACCUCCUCAAUCAACCACGAUGCAACAUCAUACGUGAUAGAGCGUUUGAAGCCGUACACUACUUACCAACUGCGAAUGAUGGCCACAAAUGAUAUGGGAGACAGUGCUUUUAGCGACGAAACAGAGCCAGUGACGACGCUGCAAGAUUUGCCCAGUGAAGCACCGGUUAUCGUGUCUGUGAUUCCACGCACCACCACCUCGGUACUUGUGCAGUGGCAGCCACCAAAGGAAGAAAGUUUAAAUGGCAUACUGUUGGGGUUCCGGAUUUACUACAGAGAGCUUACAUAUGAGAAUGUACCUGGAUUCAGCACACAACAUGUCGGGGACUCUUCUGCUGUGCAGACGGAACUAACACCUGAGAGUAGCUUCAAGACAAUCACCAGCUCCACAGUAACCGAAUUUGACCUAACACAUCUGAAGAAAUACACAAGAUAUGAAAUCUUAAUGAAAGCAUUCAACGUUGUGGGUGAGAGUCCAGCCAGCAGCCCCAAGGAGGUCUAUGUGGGAGAAGCAGUUCCCACAAGAGGUCCUCAAGAUGUGAAGAUUCGAGCUCUUACGGCAACCCAGCUGGAAGUUGCAUGGAAUCCACCACCAUCAGAGGCACAGAAUGGCAAAAUACAGGGUUACAAGAUCUAUUACUGGGAGCGAGAGAACCAGAAUGAUACAGAGAAGGUGAGGGUCCUCUUCCUCCCUGAGAACACCAUCCGACUGAAGCACCUGAUGAGCUACACCAUGUACGUGGUCAGCGUGAUGGCAUUCAAUGCUGCCGGGGAUGGACCUCGCAGUCAACCUGCUGAAGGACGCACCGAGCAGGCUGCUCCAAGUGCUCCCAGUUUCAUUACGUUUACAGAAGUGACUACCACUACAUUGAAAGUGUUGUGGGGAGAGCCAGCCAUGCCCAAUGGAGUUCUGAAUGGAUACCGACUGGUCUACGAGCCACUGGAAUCUGUACAAGGUGUGAGUAAAGUGGUGACGGUUGAUCUUCGAGGCAACAAUCAGCGCUGGCUGAAGGUUCGGGAUUUGUUUAAAGGAGUUCCCUACUGCUUUCAUGUCCAAGCCAAAACCUAUAGCUUUGGCCCUGAGAUUAAGGCAAACGUUACACCAGGUCCAGAAGAAGGUUCCCCAGGUCCCCCUCUGAACCCUUCCAUUAGUGAAACUUCAGCUGUUGUCACAAUUCAUUGGGCACGAGGUGUGCCUGGAGAUGGACCUAUAAAAGGCUACGUCAUCGAGGCAAGACCAUCAGAUGAAGGAUUGUGGGAUACCUUUGAAAAGGACAUUCCAAGUGAUGCAAUAUCACACAUGGUUAAGCGGGACAAGCUAAAACAAGGAGUGAGCUACGAAUUUCGGGUCAUUGCUGUCAAUCAGUUUGGAUACGGUGAACCAAGUACUCCGUCCAUCGUGAGAUCAGCUCAGCUGGGAAAUCCUCCAUUUUAUGAAGAGUGGUGGUUCCUGAUAGUGAUGGCCCUUUGCAGCAUCAUCCUCAUUCUGCUCAUGGUCUUCGGCCUGAUCCUACAUGGACAGAACAAGAAGUACAAGAACACCAAUGGUAAACAUAAUUCGACCGUGGAAGAAACCCUCACCUUAGAUAAUGGAGGGUUUACUGCCCUGGAGCUGAACAGCAGACAUUUGACCGUCAAGAGCAAUUUCUGUAAGAAAAAUGGCACCAGGUUUCCACCGAGGCCCAGCCCGGGAGCGUUACGCUAUUCUGAUGAGGAUCUAUGUAACAACUACAAUGGAAUAGUGCUGACAGAGAGCACCACUCUAACAGAGAAACCCACGGAAAUAUCCGAGUCAGAGGCUUCCGACAGUGACUGUGAAGCUGAAUUACCAAAAAGCACACACUCAUUCGUGAACCACUACAUGAGUGACCCCACUUACUUCAACUCAUGGAAGCGGCAGCCAAAGGGUCUUCCGCGAGCUUCGGCCUACACUUACGAAGAAUGCACAGAUGGCGAGCAGGAGCCGUACUAUCCAACAGUGAUCACGACGCAGAGUUCAGGCGGGGCCUACGUGCCCUCGGGUCAGCCUGCAUCUGGCUCAAGGACUCCUGUGACUGGCUUCUCCUCCUUUGUGUGAUAUCCGCUUUGGACAGCAUCAGACAAUUCCUUCGCCUAUGGACCACCGUGCCAGAUGAACAGACUUAUAAUUACAGUCGAGAGAAAGCUGUCAAAUGGAAACUGUCAUCUCCAAAGCUGCCUAAAAAGUGCCUUUUACGUGUUGGUAAUUUAAUUAUACCAAUAUCGCAGUGGUGUUUAGUAAAAUCGGUGUCCCAUUCAUUUGAAUGUGACAUUCACUAGAUUUUUUUAAUACUUUUUUGUUUCUAAAAAAUACCCCAGCUUCACGACCCCCCUCCCCCUCCUCUCUCUCUCCAUUCUCCUGGAAGCAUUAAAGUUGAUCACAAAACGUACUUUUUAAGCUUGGUGCAAAAGCAGCCCAGACAGACAAAAGUGAAGUUUACUUUAUCAGACGACCAAAACAAAGCACAGCGUAAAGCUGGUGUACAAUCCACAGAAAGACAGGGGAUUAAGGAGAGUCACUUCCUGCUGUGGUAAACAACAAGAGCUACACGUGUCACCACUGCAUGAAAGGGCAUGUUUCAGGCAGCUUUUGUCAUUGCCUUAUAAUUUCAUCACAACUUCAGUACUGGGUACCUUAACUGUGAAAGAGUCAAACCUACAGUACCACCACCAACUGAAAAAAAGGCAAAAACCUUCAGCAUUUUCUAAACUUUAAAAAAAACACAAUUUCUGAAUAAGAUUCUAGUUCUUUAGAAAAUGUAAGUAGUAAAGAUGAAAUUUGCUGGCCAAGGUAAUGGAAAGAUUAGG
Messenger RNA from Amblyraja radiata (thorny skate), 8638 nucleotides. It is a transcript of the gene sdk1a, whose product is annotated as sidekick cell adhesion molecule 1a. Gene Ontology annotation, molecular function: protein binding; hydrolase activity, hydrolyzing O-glycosyl compounds. Gene Ontology annotation, biological process: cell-cell adhesion; carbohydrate metabolic process. The transcript has 45 exons. Bases 933 to 7889 code for a protein of 2318 amino acids. The record is from RefSeq and is a predicted model, not a curated record. Lineage: Eukaryota; Metazoa; Chordata; Chondrichthyes; Rajiformes; Rajidae.